This is a messenger RNA of Ostreobium quekettii, 843 nucleotides long. Lineage: Eukaryota; Viridiplantae; Chlorophyta; Ulvophyceae; Bryopsidales; Ostreobiaceae. The record is from the annotation of a GenBank genome assembly.
AUGACCAAAGACCUCCCACAAGGAAGGGCGGUGGCUCAAGUUCCUUGUGUGCUCGUUGAACACCCCUUGCAGGUGCUGAAGAGAGUCCUGGAGUCCGAGCGCGCGGCCCUGGUGUCCAUCCGCGGCAUGGCGGUUACGCAGCUGCUGCGACUGAAGGCUGAAGAGGGACUUCUCAGGUACAUGCUGCGUGAAGCGGAGGGGCGCCCAACAACACCGGGCACCGAUUCCAGUUGCAGCGAUGAUGAGGAGUCUUGUCCGUGCUCUUCAUCGUUUGAUGGCAGUGGUACCUGCGGCUCUGAUACCCCACGAACAGAAGGCAUUGGGGAGCACCAGGCAGCAACAGUGGCAGCGGGCAAUGGGCAUGUGGGAGCCAGCUCAAGGGGAAAAGAAAGGAAUCCAGGAAAGGGGCAAAAGAGGGGAAGGGAAGGCCUGGAGAGCGUGGCCCCUCUCUGCGAGAAGAGGCAGCAUGCGGACCCUAGUGCUUUAGAUGCGUGUCAGAGGCCAGGAGACAGGAUAUCUGAUGGAGGCAGGGCAUCUGAUGGAGGCAGCGGUACUGCAGGCAACUGCAAUGAAAGGCAAGUCACGAGUGGAGAUAGAAAGCUGAGAAGUGUGUGCGAUGCUUCUGGGAAGGGCGCUUUGGCACAAUUGGGAACUGGUGGAUUGGAUCGUAUUGCACCAGGCGCGCCCACCCAGAAGAUGCCUGCAUCUUGCACAUCUGCGCAGGUCAAUCCCGGGCGGACUGAAGGGCUCAUGAGCGCGAGUGAGCGUUUCCGGGAGGACGACAGGGUGCUUCAAGAGGUGGAGGGCCUCCUGCAUGGCAUGAGCGCAGUUGCCAAGGAUUAG